This is a messenger RNA of Protopolystoma xenopodis, 267 nucleotides long. Lineage: Eukaryota; Metazoa; Platyhelminthes; Monogenea; Polystomatidea; Polystomatidae. The record is from the annotation of a GenBank genome assembly.
AUGGUGACGUACGGCGACGGCGACGGCGACGGCGACGGCGACGGCGACGGUGGCGCGGAAACCACAAGUCCGAAAGCCCUCCAAAGGGAGUCUGCAAAGUGGUCAGGCCAACCACAAUCGUACAAGUUGCUCCUUCAACCAACAAGUCAUCACUGCCUCUCUCUCACGCGCCGUCGGCAUCAGUCAACAGAACAGAUGCACAGUCGACGCCAGAUCGCGUUCACUCGCAAGCUUGCCGAAGAUGAGCGAAAGGAAGAGGAAUUCUGA